This is a messenger RNA of Neodiprion fabricii, 4105 nucleotides long. RefSeq names its product semaphorin-2A (gene Sema2a). The record is from RefSeq and is a predicted model, not a curated record. Bases 1226 to 3418 code for a protein of 730 amino acids. Gene Ontology annotation, biological process: negative regulation of axon extension involved in axon guidance; negative chemotaxis; neural crest cell migration. The transcript has 11 exons. Gene Ontology annotation, molecular function: semaphorin receptor binding; chemorepellent activity. Lineage: Eukaryota; Metazoa; Arthropoda; Insecta; Hymenoptera; Diprionidae.
CGUUCAAAGGGCAGGUUAACGUUACUCGGCACCAAGUCGCUCCGUCUUGUCCGUUCGACCGAAAAGCACGCGUGUUCGGAAGCUGAGUCGAGAGAUCAUUGGCUGAGAUAAGUCCGGUCCAGAUACCGAUUACGAGUAUUUCGAAUUUGUCAAAACACACACACACACGCGCGCGCAACGGUGAAAAGCGAACGGAAAUAUAGAAAUAAUUCAGUGUUAUGAUAGUAAUUGGUGAUCGCGAGUCGGCCCGUCGCGUUCGGAGUAAGAAGAUCAUCCUGACGCCGGAUGCGAACAGGAUUGAGGAAAGGUAGUGAGUAGCGCGUCCCGCGGAAGUGAUGAAACGUGUCGAUUUUGUGUUCUUCUUGUUAUGGUUUCACCUCUAGCGGGACUCUGCAGUUGUUAUUCUCCCAAGCGACGAUUUUUCUGUUCCAAGCAUCCUUGCGCCGAGACCUGAUCUCUCGAAUUAAUUCCGCCCGCUGUGUGCGGACAGAAAUUCGAACAUUCGCGGCUCGGUGCUUCGUCUCUGGAUAUUUGUGACCGCUGUUGCGUCCCAACGCUCCCCCACGUGCGUGUGAAGCGAGGUGAUAUCGGAGCCGAUUGUGUAAACACAGAUGAAAACCGCGUCGAUAAGCAUCGGCUAAACAUUGAGAGAAGAUAUCCGGUCGACGCUGUUUAUUUUUCAAGGAUAUCGAUUCAGUGUGUCUGUGCGAGGCGUAAAGCGAUCGCGGAACCGUGUAUAAAAGUGAGUGACAAGAAGUUGGAACCGUUCGAAGAUUCCCGCCGGUCCAAGAAACAGAGGAGGAACGACGGUGUGACGCAAGAAAGGAACAACGAGCGCUCGGCGACCGGUUCGCUCGCCUUUUGAAAAACCUCACGCGCUGCGCGGUGGCUGCUGGGUAACGUGGCUCGCUGCUUAGGCGCGCAGCCAGCGCUCAAAGGGCAACAGCCGCGCGCUGUUCAAGGGCAGCGUGAGAGCAGAGAGCGCUGAACGGUUCGGCGCGUUGCUGGUUUCUUUCGGUGAUCGUGCGCGACUCGAGUUUUCUCUUGAAAAGUGGUUGUUUGAUCGUUCGUUUCUCUUUGAUCGUUGCCGGAUUCUCGGGUUAUCUUAUCGCCGCGUGGUGCCAUGCGAAACGGGAUUGGACUGAGAGAAGGAAUCGUAGUUUAGAGGGAAAAGGAGCCGGUAUAUAAGGUGUCGGUAAUUUGGUGCAGGGUGCGUGCGAGAAAAAUGAAACGCCGUUUACCGGAUGUUAUGAUCCUGAUUAGGGCAGCUGUUUUAGCAGCUGUUCUCACACAGCUUGGGGCCUUUGCUAGCCGACCCGCUGGCGCUCAUCCUGGACAUGCUUACUUCGAACAGCCAUGCUGCGGUCACUCGCAUCUUCGACAUCAUAAAGAACACGUGCGAGAGUUCAGCUGCGGGAUGUUGUACUACAGAACACUGUAUCUGGAUAGUAAAAAGGACGCUCUUUACGUCGGUGCCAUGGACAAGGUCUUCAGAUUAAACCUGAGCAACAUUAGUCACUCAAACUGCGAGAGAGACGCUCUGAAUCUGGAACCAAGCAACGUGGCCAAUUGUGUGUCGAAAGGAAAGUCAGAGCAUUUCGACUGCCGCAAUCACAUCCGAGUAAUACAGCCGAUGGGUGAAGGGAAUCGCCUAUACAUGUGCGGAACGAACGCUCACUCGCCUAAAGACUGGGUGAUAUACAGCAAUCUGACGCAUCUACCGCGGCACGAGUUUGUGCCAGGUGUUGGUAUGGGGAUAGCAAAAUGCCCGUACGAUCCUGCGGACAACUCGACAGCCGUUUGGGUGGAGAAGGGAAAUCCUGGCGAACUCCCAGCUCUCUACUCCGGAACGAACGCCGAGUUUACAAAAGCCGACACGGUCAUUUUCCGGACUGAUUUGUACAACCUGACCACCGGACGAAAGGAGUUCAGCUUCAAACGGACCCUGAAAUACGAUUCGAAAUGGUUGGACAAACCAAAUUUCGUCGGAUCGUUCGACAUUGGAAGCCACGUGUUCUUCUUCUUCCGCGAGACCGCAGUCGAAUACAUAAACUGUGGUAAAAGCGUUUACUCGAGGGUAGCACGCGUGUGCAAGCGAGACACCGGCGGGAAGAACAUUCUCGCCCAGAACUGGGCGACGUAUCUGAAGGCCAGAUUGAACUGUUCAAUCCCUGGGGAAUUUCCAUUCUACUUCAAUGAGAUUCAGAGUAUCUACAAAGUGCCAGGUGAUGACACGCACUUUUACGGGACGUUUACGACGUCGACAAACGGUCUGAUGGGCUCGGCCAUCUGCUCAUUCCACAUCGACGCGAUCCAGGAGGCGUUCCGUGGAAAGUUCAAGGAACAGGCGACCAGCAGCAGCGCCUGGCUACCCGUCUUGUCGAAUAAAGUACCCGAGCCCAGGCCCGGCCAGUGUGUGAACGACACAGAGACACUCCCUGACACCGUCCUCAACUUCAUCAGGUCACAUCCGUUGAUGGACUCGGCGAUUUCCCACGAGAACGAGAAGCCCGUAUUCUACAAACGUGACGUAAUGCUCACUCGGCUGGUCGUCGACAAGCUGAGGAUAGACUUCGUCGGCAUGGACCUCGACUACACGGUUUACUACGCUGGAUCCAGCGACGGAAGAGUGCACAAGGUAGUUCAAUGGCUCGAUGGAAACGGAGAGUCCCAGUCCAUUCUCUUGGACGUAUUCGACGUGACUCCUGGCGAACCGAUCCAGGCGAUGGAGAUCUCGAAGGAGCACAAGGCGCUCUACGUCGCCUCCGACCAUCGGAUCAAGCAGAUCGAUUUGGUCAUGUGUUCGAGACGCUACGACAACUGUCUACGUUGUGUCCACGAUCCGUACUGCGGAUGGGACAAGGACACCAACACCUGCAAGCCGUAUGAACCAGGGCUUCUUCAGGACGUUUCGAACAGCACCGCUGACGUCUGUGACAGCAGUGUUGGGAAACGGAAGCUCGUCGUUACUUGGGGCCAGUCGGUGCAUCUGGGCUGUUUCGUAAAGAUGCCCGAAGUCCUCGCUAAUCAGGAGGUCAGGUGGUACCAUUACAGCAAAGAGAAGGGGCGGUACCAAAUCGUCUACAAGUACGGCGCUGGUGGUGACAAGUUCAUCGAGACAUCGGAGAAGGGACUUGUCAUCGUUGGAGUGAACGAACAGGACGCUGGUCGUUACGACUGUUGGCUUGGCGGUGCGCUGCUUUGCUCCUACAACAUCACCGUCGACGCUCACAGGUGUUCCGCACCGGCAAAGUCGAACGAUUAUCAGAAAAUAUAUUCCGACUGGUGCCACGAGUUCGAGAAGUAUAAAUCGGCAAUGAAAAGCUGGGAGAGAAAGCAAGCGCAAUGCGCUUCACGGCAGAACGACAGUAAUCAAAACGUUCACACUAACGAGGUCUACGGUUCGUCCCUGGUGUGAUGAAUCGACGGCUCAAGCGCCUUGACUAACUUGACGUUAAAUAAAAUACCGGAGGUUAUUGUCGAGCAGGCAAGCGUUGACGUACCGUUAAAGAACGUUGGUCCAAGUACGGAUAGUGACGAGUCCCUAAAAAUUUUCAUGAUAAUAACCGGAGCCGUAUCGUUGGCGGUUACCGGGAGUGUAAAUUGAAAAGGAACUGAGUGAAAAAACGAUUGAAUAAAAGAAAUGAAAAUAAAUUUAACAAUGGUAAUAAAGCUAAGAAAACACCGGUGAACAUUAUGAGAUUAUACGUAAUGAGCAUGUGCACCGAAGCCAUUCACUCUCUCUUUCUCUGUCUCUUGAUGGCUUCUGAUUAUAAUUGAACCUUUGAACCUCGAAUCACAAAUUUCUUGAAAACAAUUGCCUGCUGUAAAUAUAAGCCUGUAUCGAUACAGUGUGUAAACACGGCUUUUGGUAUGAGUGUAAAUAUAUCGUUUUAUGAUGCCAAAUUUUAGUAUCACCGUAAAUUGUUAAAGUGCACAGUUUUUUCGAUUUAACCGGACACGCGUUGAAUUGUGUCAAACGAAACAGAGCGAAAAAAAAAAACAAAUGCUGACAUCGAUUUAAUCACCAAAAUCAACAAAAAAAAAAAAAAAAAAAAAGAAUAAAACAAACGUGUGCUGUCACCGAGCUUAUCACGCUCGACUA